AUGGCGACCGUCUCACCGGCCCACGACUUGGGGUCCGAACUGUUCUUUGAUACCUCCGUACCGACCCUGAAACUUGAUAUUGAAGGCUCUAUCCUUCACAAAGACGCGUCAUCGCAGCCCAUUACCCGAGAUCUUUGGUGGCCUAGGAUUCGAUCCAUCUGCCAGGAUGCCUUUUCUGAGUUUUUUGGGACCAUGAUUCUCGUUUUAUUUGGCUGCGGUGUUACAGCACAGGUUGUCCUUAGUACUAAUGGCAAGGGCGAUUAUCAGAGUAUCUCAUGGGGCUGGGGCAUAGGUAUUAUGCUUGGGGCAUAUGUUAGCGGGAAGUCUGGAGGCCAUAUCAACCCAGCCGUUACUUUAGCUCACUGUGUCUUUCGUGGUCACCCGUGGCGCAAGCUCCCAGUCUAUGCUGCCUCCCAAGUGCUUGGAGCUAUAGUAGGCGCUGCAAUAGUCUAUGGGAACUACCGCUCGGCUAUUGACAGCUUCGAGGGGGGCGCCGGGACUCGCACCGUCUCUACUUCCCAUGCCACGGCUGGCAUUUUCGCUACUUACCCUGCCGCUUUCAUGACGCGCACUGGCAUGUUCUUUUCCGAGCUUCUAGCCAGCACGAUUUUGCAGUUUGUUCUUUUCGCCAUGUCUGAUGACGGGAAUAAUUUUGGCGCAGGCCCCUUGAAGCCCCUCGGUCUCUUCUUUCUAGUAUUUGGCAUUGGUGCCGGAUUUGGCUGGGAGACUGGUUAUGCCAUGAACCUAGCCCGUGAUUUUGGCCCUCGACUCGUCACCUACAUGAUUGGUUACGGAGCAGAGGUCUUCUCCGCUAAUGGCAAUUACUUCUGGAUACCCAUGGUUGCCCCUUUCUUUGGCUGCCUGACUGGCGGUUUUCUGUACGAUCUAUUCAUAUACACUGGCGAAUCGCCCAUCAACUCCCCCUAUUUCGGAUUCCGUCGGUUUCUAAGGCCGCACUGCGACUGUUUUACGUGCGUCGCCGCACGUUAUGGCAAGUCGCCCGAAUCCCAGGUUUAG
This is a messenger RNA of Metarhizium album ARSEF 1941, 1017 nucleotides long. Its product is annotated as aquaglyceroporin. NCBI's taxonomy places the organism in Eukaryota, Fungi, Ascomycota, Sordariomycetes, Hypocreales, Clavicipitaceae. Bases 1 to 1017 code for a protein of 338 amino acids. The record is from RefSeq and is a predicted model, not a curated record. The transcript is spliced from 3 exons. Gene Ontology annotation, molecular function: water channel activity; glycerol channel activity. Gene Ontology annotation, cellular component: plasma membrane. Gene Ontology annotation, biological process: glycerol transmembrane transport; water transport.